This is a messenger RNA of Ostertagia ostertagi, 1332 nucleotides long. The record is from the annotation of a GenBank genome assembly. NCBI's taxonomy places the organism in Eukaryota, Metazoa, Nematoda, Chromadorea, Rhabditida, Trichostrongylidae.
AUGCCGGGCGUGUGUCUUACAGAUCGCGAAGUGACGAACACAAAGCAGGCAAGAGUGACCAAUGGGAUCAAGGAUACCAGUCUGUUUCCAGGUUAUGAGGUUUCUGGUGUUGUAGAAUCGUUCGGUACUGAGAGUACUCCUGAAGAAUAUGACUUGAAGAUCGGCGACAAGGUCAUUGUAUGGCCAACUGAUGAGAUGUGUAGCCACGGAUAUGCCGACUAUGUUGCUGUUCCUACGCUCCAUUUCCUUGUCAAGAUACCUGAUUCACUGUCAAUGCACGUUGCUUCGAUUCUUCCCGCUGGGGCUACUUGGGCGUUGAGUGCAGUGCUGCAGGCUCGACCAAUUGUCGAUGCGUUCGCGCAGUCGAAAGGAUUUUGCAACAUUUUAAUCGUGGGUGCUGGUGGUCUUGGACUAUAUAAAUGCUAUGAGGUUUCUGGUGUUGUAGAAUCGUUUGGUACUGAGAGUACUCCUGAAGAAUAUGACUUGAAGAUCGGCGACAAGGUCAUUGUAUGGCCAACUGAUGAGAUGUGUAGCCACGGAUAUGCCGACUAUGUUGCUGUUCCUACGCUCCAUUUCCUUGUCAAGAUACCUGAUUCACUGUCAAUGCACGUUGCUUCGAUUCUUCCCGCUGGGGCUACUUGGGCGUUGAGUGCAGUGCUGCAGGCUCGACCAAUUGUCGAUGCGUUCGCGCAGUCGAAAGGAUUUUGCAACAUUUUAAUCGUGGGUGCUGGUGGUCUUGGACUAUGGUUGCUGAAAUUGGCAAAACACUUCCUCGUUGCUCAUAAUGAUAAAAAAAUUCGUUUAAUGGUUGCUGACGCGAAAGAAGAGAGGCUCUGCUUGGCUGAGAGGAAUGGAGCCGAUUUUGUGGUUCAUUGGGAUGACUCUGAGUUCGAGGAAUACCUAAUCAUGCGUACUAAAGAUGUAGCACGAACCGGAGUUAAUGUUGUUUUUGAUUUUGUGACAUCGCCGAGAACCGUCACUCGUUCGCUCAAGUGCCUCGCAGAGGGAGGUGUUCUGUUCGUUGGUGGACUAUCUGGAUUGGACGUUCAGCUCCCAAUCAAACUUGUUGCGAAGAAUAGGCUUGCUAUUAUGGGUGUGACGAGAGGAAGCAUCGAACAGCUGAAGAAUUUGGUGCAUCUCAUUGCUGGUGGACAGAUAGAAGCCCCAGACUAUGUCGUUUACCCAGUAAAUCAAGCAUCACAGGUACUUGAAACAGCUUUCAAUGUCGGAAGUGGAAGGAAGAGCCAUUUUGGAAGUGUGCGAUCCGGAUGCUGCUCUAGAUUUGUCGAAAGCUGCUGCAGACUGAGUGCAGGAAAUCCAUCGAUGAAUUGA